CUGGGCCCGGGCGCGGCUCCCCGGACCCCCGGCUCCUCGGACGCCGUCCUCUGGGCCCCAGGUCCGCGACCGUUUGCCACCCUCAACCCUUCGCCCCUUAGGAGCAGGGAAGGGAAGGAGACUGGCAGCCUAAGCCGCGAGCCAGGAGUGUGCUCGGGCACCAGAAAGAAACCAAUUGGAAAGUCAUGACAAGCUUUCUAAACAUGUGAGUGACCACUCCAGACUUGUUUCUGAGAUUGCCAAAUGGAAUAUGGAAACACACUGAAGGCAGAGUGGCCUCUACAGGAUUGCUGGGCAACCCAGGGUACCAUGCCGGUGGAAAGAAUGCGAAUGCGCCCGUGGCUGGAGGAACAGAUAAAUUCAAAUACGAUACCAGGGCUAAAGUGGCUGAACAAGGAAAAGAAGAUUUUCCAGAUCCCAUGGAUGCAUGCAGCGAGACAUGGGUGGGAUGUAGAAAAGGAUGCUCCACUCUUCAGAAACUGGGCCAUCCAUACAGGAAAGCAUCAACCAGGAGUAGAUAAACCUGAUCCCAAAACAUGGAAAGCAAACUUCCGAUGUGCCAUGAAUUCCUUGCCUGAUAUCGAGGAAGUGAAGGAUAGAAGUAUAAAGAAAGGAAACAAUGCCUUCAGAGUCUACCGGAUGUUGCCCUUAUCUGAACGACCUUCCAAAAAAGGAAAGAAACCAAAGACAGAAAAAGAAGAGAGGGUUAAGCACAUCAAGCAAGAACCAGUUGAGUCAUCUUUGGGGCUUAGUAAUGGAGUAAGUGACUUUCCUUCUGAGUACGCGGUCCUGGCCUCAGCUAUAAAAAGUGAAGUGGAUAGCACGCUGAACGUCAUAGUUGUAGGACAGUCCCAUCUGGACAGCAGCAUUGAAGAUCAAGAGAUUGUCGCUAAUCCGCCAGACAUUUGCCAAGUUGUGGAAGUGACCACUGAGAGUGAUGACCAGCCAGUCAGCAUGAGCGAGCUCUACCCUCUACAGAUUUCUCCUGUGUCUUCCUACGCAGAAAGCGAAACUACAGACAGUGUGCCCAGUGAUGAGGAGAACGCAGAGGGGAGACCACACUGGAGGAAGAGGAACAUUCAAGGCAAGCAGUACCUCAGCAACAUGGGGACUCGGAACACCUACCUGCUGCCCAGCAUGGCAACCUUUGUCACUUCCAACAAGCCAGAUCUGCAGGUCACCAUCAAAGAGGAGAGCUGUCCAAUGCCUUAUAACAGCUCCUGGCCCCCGUUCACAGACCUCCCCCUCCCUGCCCCAGUGACCCCCACGCCCAGCAGCAGUCGGCCGGACAGGGAGGCCCGGGCCAGUGUCAUCAAGAAGACGUCAGAUAUCACCCAGGCCCGUGUCAAGAGCUGCUAAGCCUUUGACUCUCUUCCCGUUGGUUGUUGGGAUUUCUUAGCUUUGUGUUGUUAUUUGUUUGUAUUUUAUUAUUAUUUUUUUCCUCUCUGAUACCUAUCUUAGACAAAUCUAAGGGAAAAAAGCCUUGACAAUAGAAUAUUGAUUGCUGUGUCCACCUCCAGAGCAGGAGCUUCUUUUUAACUCAGGACUCCAGCCCCUCGGUAGAUGCGUAUCUCUAGAACCUGCUGGGUCUCCCAGGGCUACUCCCUCAAGUUCAAGGACCAACAGCCACACGGGCGGUGGAGGUGCUGCGUUGCCUACGGUCAAGGCCAGCAUGGUGGAGUGGAUGCCUCAGAACGGACGAGAAAAUGUGAACUAGCUGGAAUUUUUUUAUUCUUGUGAAUAUGUACAUAGGGCAGCGCUAGCGAUGCCGCGGUCUCCUUCUGCACCUUAUCUUGAAGCACUUACAAUAAACAGGCCUUCUCGUGAUCUUGCUCUCCUUCACGGCCCGCUCGGCGUCCCCUUCUGUGUCCAUUCCCCCACCC
Messenger RNA from Acomys russatus (golden spiny mouse), 1883 nucleotides. RefSeq names its product interferon regulatory factor 2 (gene Irf2). Gene Ontology annotation, biological process: regulation of transcription by RNA polymerase II; immune system process. Bases 244 to 1359 code for a protein of 371 amino acids. The transcript has 10 exons. NCBI's taxonomy places the organism in Eukaryota, Metazoa, Chordata, Mammalia, Rodentia, Muridae. Gene Ontology annotation, cellular component: nucleus. Gene Ontology annotation, molecular function: RNA polymerase II cis-regulatory region sequence-specific DNA binding; DNA-binding transcription factor activity, RNA polymerase II-specific. The record is from RefSeq and is a predicted model, not a curated record.